CAUCACCAUUCGCACAUCUCUCUCUCUCCCCCUCCAACAACACUGCACGUUCUAUAGUCUUGCUCUUUCGAGUGUCUUCUUUGCGAGAGAGAGAGAGAGACCGAAAAUGGCAUCAAGGACUCUUGCCACGACCGCCCUCCUCCUCUCCCUCAACCUCCUUUUCUUCACCAUGGUGAGCUCCACCUCCUGCCCCCCACCGCCGGCCAAGCACCACCCCAAACACCCGCCCACGCCGGCGAAGGCCACGUGCCCCAGGGACACCAUCAAGCUUGGGGUGUGCGCCAACGUGUUGAAGAACCUGCUGCACCUCGUGGUGGGCACCCCGCCAAAGACCCCUUGUUGCAGCCUCAUCAAUGGCUUGGCCGAUCUCGAAGCCGCGGUUUGCCUCUGCACUGCCAUCAAAGCCAACGUGCUUGGCCUCAACUUGAAUGUCCCGGUCUCGCUCAGCUUGCUCUUGAACUACUGUGGCAAGAAGGUCCCUUCUGGGUUCCAAUGUGCCUGAGCUAGGUCACAUGCUUGAGGAAUGUGUUCUGCAUCUCUCUUAGUUCUUGAUCUGAUGAUUAUGGUUUGUAUUUGUUGUUGAAAUUUGGGGUUUGUGCGUGUUUACAUUAUUCUGGAGGUAUUGGUUAUGUUGUUCCAAGCCAUGUACUAAAAAUCACGUGCAUGUCACAGGGUGGAGAGAUCAAGAAACAGAAUAAGUAUGUCGCUAACGACGUUGAUGUCUUUCUUUUAAGUCAUAUAAUGGAAGAAAACUCAUCUUCCUAUAUAAAUUGUCCUCGUUAUCUUCUGCUUUUUGUAGCCUCGUUUGUUUUAAGGAGAUUUUAUACCGUGUUAUAUAUGACACGGUUCA
This is a messenger RNA of Eucalyptus grandis, 850 nucleotides long. Its product is annotated as 14 kDa proline-rich protein DC2.15. The coding region runs from base 107 to 502 and encodes 131 amino acids. NCBI's taxonomy places the organism in Eukaryota, Viridiplantae, Streptophyta, Magnoliopsida, Myrtales, Myrtaceae. The record is from RefSeq and is a predicted model, not a curated record. The transcript has a single exon.